This is a messenger RNA of Salvelinus fontinalis (brook trout), 2866 nucleotides long. Its product is annotated as zinc finger protein 501-like. The transcript is spliced from 2 exons. The record is from RefSeq and is a predicted model, not a curated record. The coding region runs from base 245 to 1624 and encodes 459 amino acids. Lineage: Eukaryota; Metazoa; Chordata; Actinopteri; Salmoniformes; Salmonidae.
UUCAUAAACAGCUAGUCAACCACCUCGGUAGCUUGCUAGCCAACAUAGCCGACAGAUUCAAGCUAUUUAUACGAUUUCGGUCUACAUUAGCUACUGUGUUUUAGACACACGUCUGUCGUAUCUAAUUGUUAACCUAUUUAAUUUAAUAUUACGUUAUUUUGUAUUAGUCAGCUAUAGUAGCUGGCUGGUUAAGUUAGCACUAGCCUAGUUGCUAUUGAUAGCUAGCUAGCUAAAAUCCCCGAACAUGAGCUCACUAAACUACUCCCCUCUUGUUAAAGAAGAGGUCUGCUGGACGGAGAACGAAGCUCUGGGGCUGAACAUUGUCGUUAAAGAGGAGAAGGAAGAAGAGGAUGUCACAGUAAAACAAGAAGUAGAGGGUGAGACUGUUACCGUGAAAGAAGUAGAGAAAGACGUUUCAGUGAAAGAAGAGGAAGACGCGUUCAGAGUGAAAGAGGAGGAGGGUGUUACAGUAAAAGAAGAGAAAGAGGAGGAUGUAGUUUUUGGAGUGAAGAAGGAAGGGGAGAUUACUGUCACAUUGAAAGAUGAAGAGGAGGAGAUAGGACAUCUGAUUAACACCAGAGAGAGACGGGACUACCGUGGGUCCUCUGGGGAGCCUCAACAACCUCAUGAUGCUGACGAGGAAGAGAAGAGGCUCCCCAGAUCAAAACACCUCAAGAAACACCAGCGGAGACCCACAGGGAAGAAAUCUCAUUGCUGCUCUGACUGUGGGAAACAUUGCAAGUCUUCAUCAGAACUUAAAAUACACCAGCGAGUACACACAGGAGAGAAAUCUUAUAGCUGUACUCAAUGUGGGAAGAGUUACAUAAGAUCAAAAUCACUAAAAGUACACAUGAGAAUUCACACAGGAGAAAAAGCUUAUAGCUGUGAUCAAUGUGGGAAGAGUUUUACUACGUCUAGCUAUCUGACUAUACACCAGAGAACACAUACAGGAGAGAAACCGUAUAGCUGUACUCAAUGUGGAAAGAGUUUUACUCAUUCAAGCAACCUGUUAUCACACCAGAGAAAACACACAGGAGAGAAAUCUUAUAGCUGUGAUCAAUGUGGGAAGAGUUUUACUCAGUCAAGCAACCUGGUAUCACACCAGAGAACACACACAGGAGAGAAACCUUAUAGCUGUGAUCAAUGUGGGAAGAGUUUUACUACGUCUAGCCAUCUGAUUGUACACCAGAGAACACACACAGGAGAGAAACCUUAUAGUUGUACUCAAUGUGGGAAGAGAUUUACUCACUUAAGCAGCCUGGUAUCACACAAGAGAAAACAUACAGGAGAGAAACCUUAUAGCUGUGAUCAAUGUGGGAUGAGUUUUACUACAUCUAGCCAUCGGAUUGUACACCAGAGAAUACACACAGGAGAGAAAUCUUAUAGCUGUACUCAAUGUGGGAAGAGUUUUACUCACUUAAGCAGCCUGGUAUCACACCAGAGAACACACACAGGAGAGAAAUCGUAUAGCUGUAAUCAAUGUGGGAAGAGUUUUGUUACAUCUAGCCAUCUGACUAUACACCAGAGAACACACACAGGAGAGAAGUCUCAUAGCUGUGAUCAAUGUGACAAGAGAUACUCUGAUAAAAGGUCUCUGAUCAAACAUCAGAAAAUACAUACAUGAAGGAGUUGUUUCAUGAUAUCAAUGAAAUAAUGUCACAAUGUAGAAUGUUUUAACAUUGUAGUAGGAGUAUUUUAAUGAUGUCACAAUGUAGACCACUAAUCGUUCACUCCCUGAUUUGAUUUAAGCAUGAUAUGGAUAUUGACCUCAAUGUAAAUUGUUUUGUACUUUGCUCCGUUCAUCUUUCCCUCGAUCCUGACUAGUCUGCCAGUCCCUGCCACUAAAAACAUCCCCACAGCAUGAUGCUGCUACCACCAUGCUUCACCGUAGGGAUCGUGUCUGGUUUCCUCCAGACGUGAUGCUUGGUAUUCAGGCCAAAGAGUUCAAUCUUGGUUUUAUCAGACCAGAGAAUCUUGUUUCUCAUGGUCUGAGAGGCCUUUUGGCAAACUCCAAGUGGGCUGUCAUGUGCCUUUUAUUGAGGAGUAGCUUCCGUCUGGCCACUCUAUCAUAAAGGCCUGAUUGGUGGAGUGCUGUAUAGAUGGUUGUCCUUUUGGAAGGUUCUCCCAUCUCCACAGAGGAACUCUGGAGCUCUGUCAUAGUGACCAGCAGGUUUCUGGUCACCUCCCUGAACAAGGCCCUUCUCUCCUGAUUGUUCUGUUUGAACGGGAGGUCAGCUCUAGUAUGAGUCCUGGUGGUUCCAAACGUCUUCCAUUUUAGACGUUUUGCUCUGACAUGAAUUUAUGGCAGGUGGACUCCAAUCAAGUUGUAGAAACAUCUCAAGGAUGAUUCAUGGAAACAGGAUGCACCUGAGCUCAAUUUUGAGUCUCAUAGCAAAGGGUCUAAAUACUUAUGUAAUUAAGGUAUUUCUGUUUUUCACUUUGUCAUUAUGGGGUAUUGUGAUGUGUUACGGGAUUUUUAUGAAUAAUGACUAAAAUAUGUAUACAUUUGACUUAGUAGUAUUCUGUUUAGUUAUAAUUAUAUGUUACUGUAUGGAUGAAUGAACCUAUGCAUCAUAAUGCUGAACAUAAUGUGUUCCUUGUUAGAAAGAAUGGAGUUAUCUUCAGACAGGCUGGAAGGCUGUGUUCUUACAGGAAAUUCUGUCUCUACCCAGGGAGGGGUGAGACCUUGGGCUGGUUGCAGAUUGUUUAACAGGUGGCAGACAAAGACAGACCGCUAACUGUAUUGCCAUUGUAUCCGAGAGGAGGAAGGACAUUUUAAAACCUAUGACAUAAUUUUUAUUAUAUAACCUGAUGUAAAUUGUACUAUGAUCAGUACUCUGGAAAAUAAACGCUAUUGAUUGAUUGA